Messenger RNA from Monomorium pharaonis (pharaoh ant), 5376 nucleotides. RefSeq names its product histone-lysine N-methyltransferase 2D. Bases 1549 to 3741 code for a protein of 730 amino acids. The record is from RefSeq and is a predicted model, not a curated record. The transcript has 7 exons. NCBI's taxonomy places the organism in Eukaryota, Metazoa, Arthropoda, Insecta, Hymenoptera, Formicidae.
UUUCACGUGGCGCGUCAUCCGCGCAUCAUCCUGAAAGCUAGCCGACAUCGCGGCUGAGAGACGCACGUGGGUCGCGCAUCGCGCGCGGCGGCUUUCUGGGUCAAUACAAUUCCGGCGAAGGUGCGCGAGCGCUGCCGAGCGGGCCCCGAAUAACCUCACUUCUCUUAGGUACAGUCGCCGGCGGAAUUAUUGACCACUAAAGAACCGUCGCGCGAGACUUUAACGUUCGAGACGCCAAGGAAAAGAAAGUAUAAUAUUAAACGUUUCUCGUGUAAACGAAGGCCGAACCAAGCAAACAAUAAUUAAAUAAUUCGUUGAACGGAAUUGCAACUCGUUAAAAUAAGUCGGUGAUAUAUACAAGACUUUUAUUUAUACUUUAACGUCCAUUUCUACCAACGCAGAUUAAUUUUUUUCAAUCUCUUAGCUUAUAUUGUAGUGUUCUACAUGAAAUUCUGGAAGAAUUAGGAAAGGUUAAAAAGUAAAUCAAAUUAAAUCAAGAUUAAAGUAAAAAUCUACACGAGGAGGGGAAUAUCUCGGGUCCGCGACGACGCGGCCGUUCCUAUCGGACUGUACUUUUCCCGCGUACAGUCUGCGGGACAAAUAUUGACCGCGCCGGAGCAAGUAUUGACACUUGGCACUUCGACUCCCGGUGCCGUCGCAGAGAUCGCUCGCCACGUGGUGAUUCACGUGAACACCCGAGAACACGACGACGGGGGGAUCGUGUCAUUCAGCGGAGUCGAGAAACGUAUUGUCAGGUGGUCUCUGGAAUUUCGAGCGACACACCUGUCGUUUGCCGCGUCGACCGCCGCGGACUGUACCGACGGUGGCGCGGUACAGUCCGCGGGAUUGCAAUUGACGACGCGCUCCGAGUCUUACGACGGCUAUCCUCUGACGUGCACCGCGAAACCCGGGAAGGUGGGAUUAUACACGCCCGCUUUUCUUGCGCGCAUUUCGGCGUCGCGACGCCGGCCGACGUCACGUCGGUGCCGCGCGGCGAGGCCGGGCGGCGCGUCUGCCACCGGACAAAAGAAUCUCGACGGACUGUACUCGGCAGCAGUUGUAUUGACCGCGGACGCGUGUGUCCCUCCCGCUGCGGGCAUCCCUUCGUUCCCGCUGCUGCGCGGCGCGGAGCGGAGAGUUUGCCGCGCGUUUCGCGUGGCGAGGAAGCGAGGAUCGGAGUCGGCCAGCGAGGUGGUGAUCGUCGCGGGGCGACGCGCCCACGUCCGGGUGGCAGGGAACGGCAAGGGACGCCGUGGAACGAUGCCUCCGAUGACGAUGUCGACGAUCCGGGAGCAACGGGGAUGCUCGACGUAAUCCGAGAAUUGAUCUCACGCGUAGCUUCGGAUCAUUUCAUGAUGCUCACGAGUGGCAGUGAAGCAGUGUUUUGAGAGAGAAAGAAAGAGAGAGAGAGCGCGCACCAAAGAAAGAGAGAGAGAUUCGAAGGCGACGAGCGGUGGUCGCCUCUCGUCACGUGAUUCGCUUUCUUCACGUACGUCAUACGUCGCGUGCGAUUUAAAUCCUUGCUUGGUCCAUCGUCCCCCAGGAAAGAUGGGCAAGACAAGAGGCGUCCACGAGACGACUCCCGAAUUGAGGAAUCGGAUGGUGGGAAUGUACGAGGCCGGUCUGGGCUUAAGGGAGAUCGCCGCCGCAGUCAAUUGCUCGCAACGUACGGUGAAGAGAUGGCUGAACAGAUUCGAAAAGGAAGGUACAGUAGAGACGCGGGAACGUUGCGGACGCAAACGGGCCACCACCAUGGAGCAAGACGAGGCAAUCGUUCGUCUGGCCAGUCAGACACCUAUAACGGCAGCGAAGGCGGUGCUCCCCGCGUUGGGUCUCACCUGCUCUGUAGAUACUGUGAGAGAAAGGCUGCACAAGGCUGGAAUUCACAACUGGAGCCCUUCGCGCAAAUACAUGCAGAGGAUCCCAUUGGGUGAUGCGGACGGUGCGGCAAUCCAACAAGCAGUUUGGCGGCCAACCGGCACUCAAUUAGGCAAGAAGAAAACUUCUAAGGACUUGAAUAAAUCUGAGAAGAGUAAUGCCACGGUUAAAAAAAAGAAUCCAUCGAAGAAGGUCAGACCUCGUGAGAUGUAUUCCAAUGAUGGCACACUGUCGGACAGUCUGAAGCAGAAUCAGAGCUCCGAGCAGCAGCAGCAGCAACAUCAACAACAACAACAACAACAACAACAACAACAACAAACAUUUGUGUUUUCUCAGCAAAAUCUUCCUCCAUUGCCUUCCGCUCCUCAAGUAACCGAGAUGCAACCUUCCACGCAGCCUGUAUCCACGAAUCAGACGGAGUUCGGUAACGCGUUGAGCCUGGUGCAGCAACCACAGCCCAUCUAUCAGCAUCCAGGAUUGACCAUGGUGCAAAAUUGGCCGUUAGAUUUGGUGCAAGGCAGUCAUCAUUAUCCGCAGGGACAACCAAAUCCUAUGCCUCACGAACAUCCCCCGCCGCAGACGCAACUGCAAGAGCUGCACACGCAGCAGGAGCAGCAGCAACAUCACGCGCAACAGGCCCAGCAAGCGCAAGUACAGACGCGACUGCAGGAUCAAUCGCAUCAGCAGAAUACUCAGUCUCAUCAUCACAAUCUCGAUCAACAGCAACUGUCGGUGGAGCAUCAGAUUCACCAACAGCAGCAUCAACGUCUGCAGUCUGGCAUGCCUAGUCCCGAACAGACGAGUAUAAACGUAGGAUCGGAUAGUUCGAACAUCUGUAGUUCUAACGAGAAUAGUCAGUCGUCCUGUGAACCUCAACAGAGUGUGGAACCGUCACGAAAAAGCGGCCAAAAAUCGGGGGGGACAGAACGGCAGAAGAAAAAAAAGAAAGGUGGCAAAGCGAAAGGAACAUUGGAGACUAGCGUGGAGCUCAGAAAUCGCAUGAUCGGAAUGUCCGAGGCCGGAUUGUCAACUCUAUCCAUCGCGCUGGCGAUUGAUAGAUCGGAACGUACUGUUAAAAGAUGGUUAGAAAGAUGGCAUAAGGAAGGCAAUGUGCAAACGAAGGAACGAAAAGGACGACGUCGAAUUACUACCAAGGAGCAGGACGAUGCCAUCGUUGCGAUGGCCACUCAGCAUCCUCUCACCGCUGCUAAAUAUGUAGCACCUGCGUUAGGCCUUAAGUGCAGCGUAGAUACAAUAAGAGAGAGGCUACACAAGGCUGGAAUACACAGCUGGAAGUUGGGCAAAAAACAAGGGGAAGGCAAUGCAGUUCACACAGUCCAUUUGUGGCAACCGAGUGGCAAUCGCCCUAACAAACCAAAAAUGUUAGGCGAGAAGAAAAAGAAGGGUGGCGAUAAGAAGCGUACUCAGAUAGCGAAUAACAAUCAAAAACGUAUUGCGCGGAAAAAGAAGACCAACGAACCGCCACCGCCAAAAACGACUCCGCCUCCGGCAAAUAUAAUACCGGAACAGUCUACAUUAUCGUUUCAUAAUCCCGGAAACAUGGCAAAUUAUGUAUCAGGACCUACCAUAAUGCAACCACUGCAUAAUAUUACCGCGCCGCCUCCUACACUGCCGCAACCGCAGCCCCCUCCGCCACCACCAGCGCCGCAAGCGAUGCAACCGAUGGGUCCGAUAAUGCAGCAGCGACCGGAUUGCAGAUUGGCGCCGAUAGUUCCGCCCGUGUCGGGUCCAGGCAAUUCUGGCGUCGCCUAUCCGUCGUGCAUGGUCGGCGGCAGUAGCCACGCAAGUCAUAUGGAACAAACAGACCCUCUAAAUUACGAGCCAUACAUUUGGAGUUUUUAAAUACAUAUAAGUAAGGCUGCGUUCCGAUAUUUACUGUUAGUACUGAAAAUCAACAGUAUAUGUGACGUAAACUAUAGAUUUUCAGUAUUGGCAGUGAAUAUCGGAACACAGCGUAUGACAAUUUGAAUCGCAUAGAAUUAAAAAUGGAAGAAGAGUCACUGCGACCAAUUCAAUCAUAAUUGAAUUAAUUGUCGAUUAAAAUUAACUGGAGUUGGUCAAAGUGGCCUUAAUUGCAUUUGAACAAAUUCCGCUAUUUGUCAGAGCUCCGUAAAAUUAUAUUUACACGAAAAGGGCUUCGCAAUUGAAAACGUUUAAGAAACGGCAAUGCAGAGAUUAAGAUACGAUCAAUAUGAUUAAAAUCAGUAUUUUAACAUCACGACUUUUGUGUACGAUUUAACUUAUACAUAAGAUGCAAUAUUAGAAGGUACGUCUGUAUAUGUGCGUGCUUGUGCAUGUGCAAAAAAAGAAAGCUCUCAGUGAUUUUAUUGUUAUUAUAUCUAAGAAAAGUUAUUGACUUUAUCAUUAUUAACUUUAAAAGAGACUUUUAUGGUAACAUACAGCGUUUAGACCAAUUUAAGUCAACAUGAAGAGACUAGAUAGUAUGUACAUAUAGAAUCAUCUAGAGUAGAGCAAAGAUGAACAUCACAUUUAUUUUGCUAUAUGUCAUCUUUUUAAAUAAUGAGCAGUCAUGAUUAGAAAUCAUUGUAUAUUAAAAAUUGAUUUUUAUACAAUGCAAUCACAUUUUAUUGAAUUAAGAUUUAGUAUUUAUGUUGUAAAUAUUUUUAACAGCUAAAAGGAAAGAUCUAAAUAUCAAAUAAAUUUAGACACAAAUAUCUCUGAUAAUUUGGCACAUAAACUACUUAUUAAUAGCUGUAAAAUAGAACAUCCAAGAAACUUCUUAAUGAAUCCAGUGAUAGAUCUAUUUUCGAUAUAUAACUCCCAUUCCUUUUUCGUAAGAGUUAUAUAUAUAUACAUAUACGUAGAUGAUUUUAGAUAGUGUGUAUUCUAUAUAUUUAAUUAACAUACAUGAAUCUGCUUUAAAAACUACAGUACAAAUUGGCAUGUUUCAACUAGAAAAGUAUUUAGCAAAUCAGUUUCAGAAACAACCAAGACAUACAGUGUAAGCUGCCUUUUUUCUACAAUAUUUAUACACACGCACAAAUUUUAAGAUUAAUGUUAUGAUAAUGCCAUUACAUUAUCAUAAAAUUAUUUCAUAUAUGUGAAGCUUUUAAAUAUAGGGUUCGAUUAAAGAUUUAGUACGUGUAUUUUAUGUGUACACAAAAUUUUUUAUUCCAAAUUUUUCUUUUCACGAAGCAGUAUUCAUAGUUCGUCCGCAUACAAUUGCCGGUGGUACAAAUACAAAAUAGUUAUACGAAAAGUACGAGAGUAUUGUAGAUAAAUUUUCAUCUGAUGUUUUAAAUGUUCAUUUUCACUCAUGCAUCAAUAUCGAAUGGUAAAGUAUUACAUACUCAUAUCGUUACAAGUGAGAAUGUAUUCUGUUGUAUUUUACGUGACAUUACAUCAACAAUACAACGUCACAUGUUGUUACAUACAUCACACAAUAGAAAUAUUUUCAACUACAUUCAUCUCGUUUUGUAUUUGUUUUAUAAAGGAAAAUAAAAAUUAUUAGACUCA